UAUUUCACUUGGUUAUUAUAGUGGGUGGGGGGAUCUGCUCACAAAAAGAACCGGCCUUGCCAUGUAGGUCUUCUCUAUCAACAAAAAAAAGAAGAAGCCACCAUAGGGUAGACCGAGAGAAAAAGAAGGGGAAAAAAAGCUUAGAGAGAGUGGGAAAAAAAAAUGGAGUUUGAUGAGCACGAAGACCAAGAAGAAGAAAUGACGGGGAUGGCGGUGAUGCCACCGGGUUAUGACUCAAUUAGCAACUCAGCUACUGCUCGGUCAAAAAUGGGUCCUACAGGUGGCGGAGGAGAAGGUGCUUCAACAACAGCAGCAAACACAAACACAAGAAAAUCCUCAAUCAGAUACAGAGAGUGUCAAAAAAACCAUGCUGUGGGAAUCGGUGGACACGCACUUGAUGGUUGUGGCGAAUUCAUGGCCGCAGGUGAAGAAGGUACUUUGGAUGCACUUAAAUGUGCUGCGUGUAAUUGCCACCGUAAUUUCCACCGCAAAGAGACUGAUGGUGGAGGUGGAGGAGAAGUAAUAUUAUACCAUGGCCAUCACCACCAGCAACAACCACAAUUCCCUCCUUAUUAUCGUGCUCCACCACCGGCUGGGUACCUUCAUCACUUGACACCAACUCCGCAGCCAAGGCCUUUAGCCUUGCCGGCUGCGUCUGGUGGUGGGUAUAGUAGGGAAGAGGAGGAUGUGUCUAAUCCGAGCAGUAGCGGUGGUGGAGGAGGAGGAGGCGGUAGUAGUUCGAAGAAGAGGUUUAGGACAAAGUUUUCGCAGGAGCAGAAAGAAAAGAUGGUGGCUUUCGCGGAGAGGCUUGGUUGGAGAAUCCAGAAACAUGAUGAGGCUGCGGUGGAGCAGUUUUGUGCGGAGAAUGGUGUGAAGCGGCAUGUGCUCAAGGUCUGGAUGCAUAAUAACAAGCACACUAUUGAAAUUGGUGACUAGCUACUUAUUGGUGCCAUGGCGAUAGAGAGUAGACACCAGUAGUGCAAUCUGGAAAGGGAAUCUCGGAAAGUUGGGAUGUCAAUUUAACUAGGGUUCUUACCUAGUGGCGUUUUUUUUUUCCUUUGCUUUUGUUUAGUUUCUUCUCUCUGUCACUGUAGGAUGAAUGGUGAUCAUCAUCAUGACUGUUAUUCUGAAUACGUUGUUGAUGAUGGGCCAUUGCUCAAAUCAUCAGCAUCUUCUAACCGUAGUUUCUUUCUUUAAUUUUUAAGCUUAAUUAUGAGAAACCUAGCUAGUUAGUUUUUAAUUUAAAUGGCUAGCUGUUUUCCUUGAA
Molecule: messenger RNA, 1267 nt
Organism: Populus trichocarpa (black cottonwood)
Lineage: Eukaryota; Viridiplantae; Streptophyta; Magnoliopsida; Malpighiales; Salicaceae
Product: zinc-finger homeodomain protein 2
Exons: 2
Coding region: 163-936 (257 amino acids)
Biological process (GO): regulation of DNA-templated transcription; regulation of developmental process
Cellular component (GO): nucleus
Molecular function (GO): transcription cis-regulatory region binding; DNA-binding transcription factor activity
Source: RefSeq, a predicted model, not a curated record